Brassica oleracea var. oleracea is the source of this 1116-nucleotide messenger RNA. Its product is annotated as GDSL esterase/lipase 7. Lineage: Eukaryota; Viridiplantae; Streptophyta; Magnoliopsida; Brassicales; Brassicaceae. Bases 16 to 1116 code for a protein of 366 amino acids. Gene Ontology annotation, molecular function: hydrolase activity, acting on ester bonds. The transcript has 5 exons. The record is from RefSeq and is a predicted model, not a curated record.
AAAUAUUAAGUAAGCAUGAAGUGUUUGUUGUUCUAUCUUGUGUUCUUAGAGCUUCUCUUGUUUAGUUAUGGACAAUCUAGUAAUCAUCAACCUCUUGCUCCAGCUUUCUUCGUCUUUGGAGAUUCCUUAGUUGAUUGUGGAAACAACAACUACAUUCCCACACUUGCACGAGCUAACUAUCUCCCUUAUGGAAUUGAUUUUGGCUUCCCCACUGGCCGUUUCUGCAAUGGCCGUACAGUAGCUGAUUAUGGAGCAAUGUACCUCGGUUUGCCAUUGGUGCCACCAUUUUUAUCUCCUGUAUCAAUUGUGCAAAACGUCUUGAGAGGGCUUAACUAUGCAUCUGCAGCAGCUGGGAUCUUAGAAGAAACUGGCCAACAUUUUGGAGCAAGAACUUCAUUCAGUGGACAGAUAUCACAGUUUGAGAUGACCAUUGAGUUAAAGCUCCGGCCAUUCUUUCAAACCCCUGAAGAUCUGAGAAAGUAUCUAGCCAAAUCCAUAAUUGGGAUCAAUAUAGGAAGCAAUGAUUACAUCAACAAUUAUCUUAUGCCUGAUAGAUACUCAAGCAGCAAAAUCUACAGUGGAGAAGACUAUGCAAAUCUCCUUAUCAAGACUCUCUCAGCUCAAAUAUCAAGACUAUACAACUUAGGUGCAAGAAAAAUGGUGUUGGGUGGAACAGGACCAUUAGGUUGCAUACCGAGUCAGUUAUAUAUGGUAAACGGCAGCAACAACAACAACAGCAAGUGUGUGACAAAGAUCAAUAACUUGGUUUCAAUGUUUAAUAGCCGAUUGAAAGAUCUACCAAACACUCUCAACACUACUCUUCCAGGAUCUUUCUUUAUCUAUCAAAACAUCUAUGAUCUCUUCCAUGAUAUAGUUGUGAAUCCAUCUAAAUAUGGUCUUGUUAUACCAGACAAAGCAUGCUGCGGUAGUGGGAGAUAUGGUGGAGCCUUGACAUGCCUUCCUUUGCAGCAACCAUGCUUGGAUAGGAAUCAAUAUGUCUUUUGGGAUGCAUUUCAUCCAACAGAAUCUGCCAACAAAAUCAUAGCUGAAAAUACCUUCAGCAAUUCUGACAAAUACUCCCACCCUAUCAGUUUAUAUGAGUUGACUAAACUGUGA